AUGUCAAAGCCAGUACACAGCAAAAAUGAAAUACUGAGGUCCAACACUGGUUUGACCAUCAAUCCAUCCAAAGCCUAUUCACGCUCAGAAACAAGAUAUAAACUGACAGGACUUACUAUAUUUCAAGGAGGACUUUUCAGGCAAAGUCAAGCAAUCAAGAACAGGUUUCCAUCCAGGGCCACAGGUACACCAAGACUCGAGGAGCAUAUGCUCAUUGUCUUUUGUAUGCUUCUAGUGCCUUCCGUCCAGGUCAAGCAUCAGGGAUCCGAUCAGAGUCCACGGUUAUCAGUAUCCAUUCCAUCCAGGUCAAGCUUCAAGGUUCACGUCAAGGUCCACGGUUUUCAGAUCGAGGUCCACGGUUUCAGUAUCCAUUCCGUCCAGGUCAAGCAUCAGGGAUCCGAUCAGAGUCCACGGUUAUCAGUAUCCAUUCCAUCCAGGUCAAGCUUCAAGGUCCAGGUCAAGGUCCACGGUUUUCAGGUCAAGCUUCAAGGUUCAGGUCAAGGUCCACGGUUUUCAGGUAUAUCAAAACUCGAUGAGCAGUUACUCACUUGUUUUUGUAUAUUUCUAGUAUCCAUUCCAUCCAGGUCAAGCUUCAAGGUUCAGGUCAAGGUCAACGGUUUUCAGAUCAAGGUCCACGGUUUCAGGUAUAUCAAAACUCGAUGGGCAUUUACUCACUUGUUUUUGUAUAUUUCUAGUAUCCAUUCCAUCCAGGUCAAGCUUCAAGGUCCAGGUCAAGGUCCACGGUUUUCAGGUAUAUCAAAACUCGAUGAGCAGUUACUCACUUGUUUUUGUAUAUUUCUAGUAUCCAUUCCAUCCAGGUCAAGCUUCAAGGUCCAGGUCAAGGUCCACGGUUUUCAGGUCAAGCUUCAAGGUUCAGGUCAAGGUCCACGGUUUUCAGAUCAAGGUCCACGGUUUCAGUAUCCAUUCCAUCCAGGUCAAGCUUCAAGGUUCAGGUCAAGGUCAACGGUUUUCAGAUCAAGGUCCACGGUUUCAGUAUCCAUUCCGUCCAGGUCAAGCUUCAAGGUUCAGGUCAAGGUCCACGGUUUUCAGAUCAAGGUCCACGGUUUCAGUAUCUAUUCCAUCCAGGGCAAGCUUCAAGGUUCAGGUCAAGGUCAGCGGGUUCAGGUCGAGGUCCACGGUUUCAGGUCAAGCUUCAAGGUCCAGGUCAAGGUCCACGGUUUCAGUAUCUAUUCCAUCCAGGUCAAGCUUCAAGGUUCACGUCAAGGUCCACGGUUUUCAGAUCGAGGUCCACGGUUUCAGUAUCCAUUCCGUCCAGGUCAAGCAUCAGGGAUCCGAUCAGAGUCCACGGUUAUCAGGUAUAUCAAAACUCGAUGGGCAGUUACUCACUUGUUUUUGUAUAUUUCUAGUAUCCAUUCCAUCCAGGUCAAGCUUCAAGGUUCAGGUCAAGGUCAACGGUUUUCAGAUCAAGGUCCACGGUUUCAGUAUCCAUUCCAUCCAGGUCAAGCUUCAAGGUUCAAGUCAAGGUCCACCGUUUCAGUAUCUAUUCCAUCCAGGGCAAGCUUCAAGGUUCAGGUCAAGGUCCACGGUUUUCAGAUCGAGGUCCACGGUUUCAGUAUCCAAUCCAUCCAGGAAAAGCAUCAAUGUUCCGAUCUACCAGCUAUGGUUAUAGCCAUCCAGGUCAAGUGUCAAGGACCCGAUUUCCCGGCAAUGGGUAUAGCCAUCGAUGUCAGGCGUCAAGGUUGCGAUCUUCCAGCCAAGUGUUCACUCAUCCAGGUCAAUCAACAGGAUUCUGAUCUCCCGUCCAUGGUUAUAGCCAUCGAUGUUAGGCGUCAAGGUUCCGAUCUUCCAGCUAUGGUUCUAGUGUUCCGUCAUCCAGCUAUCCAUGUCAAGCGUCCAGGUUCCGAUCUCCCAACCAUGUUUACAGCCAUCCGUGUCAAGCGUCAAGGACCCGAUCGCCCGUCCAUGGUUAUAGCCAUCCGUGUCAAGCAUCAAGAACCCGAUCCCCCGUCCAUGGUUAUAGGUAUAAAAACAUUAUGGUCUCCAGUCAUCAAUGUGAAGCGGCAAGGACCCGAUCGACCGUCAAUGGUUAUAGUUAUCCAGGACAAGCAUCACGGUUUCGAUCUCCCAGCUAUGUUCAAGUCUCCAGCCAUCCAGGACAAGCAUCAAGGUUCCGAUCUACCAGCUAUGGUUAUAGCCAUCCAGGUCAAGUGUCAAGGACCCGAUCGCCCGGCCAUGGGUAUAGCCAUCGAUAUCAGGCGUCAAGGUUGCGAUCUUCCAGCCAAGUGUUCAGUCAUCCAGGUCAAUCAACAGGAUUCUGAUCUCCCGUCCAUGUGUUCCGCCAAUCAUGUCAAGCGUCCAGGUUCCCAUCUCCCUGCCAUGGUUAUAGAUUGUUCAGUCAUCCAGGUCAAGCAUCUAGGUUCUGAUCGCCAAUCCAUGUGUUGGGCCAUCCAGGUCGAGCAUCAAGGUUCCGAUCGCCCGUCCAUGUGUUCAGUUAUCCAGGUCAAGCAUCAAGGACCCUAUCGCCCGCCCAUGUCUCCAGCCAUCCAGGUCAAGCAUCAAGAUUCUGAUCGCCCGUGCAUGGUGAUAGCUAUCCAGGUCAAGCAUCAUGGUUCCGAUCGCCCGUCAAUGGUUAUAGCCAUCCGUGGCAAGCAUCAAGGACCCGAUCACCCGUCCAUGGUUAUAGCCAUUCAGAUCAAGCGUCAAGGACCUGAUCACCCCUCUAUGUUUAUCGGUAUAAAACAACAUUAUGGGCAUAUACUCACUAGCUUUAAUAUAUUUCUAGUAUGCAGUCAUCCAGGUCAAGCAUCAAGGCUUCGAUCGCCAGCCGAUGGUUAUAAGUUCUUCCAGAUCAAGCAUCAAGGUUCUGAUCUCCCCGCCAUAGUUAUAGAUUUAAUAUAUCUCCAGUCUCCAGCUAUCCAAAUCAAGCAUCAAGAUUCCGAUCUCCCCGCCAUGGUUAUAGAUUUAAUAUAUCUCCAGUCUCCAGCUAUCCAGGUCAAGCAUCAAGAUUCCGAUCUCCCCGCCAUGGGUAUAGUGUUGAAUCCACCAAGAUCAUGCUUCACGGAUCCGGAUUCAGUCCGUGGCUAUAGGCCAAACAGCAAGGAUCAAAACUCAAAUUUGGGCUACAGUUCAAAUAUCAAAGAUCUGAUUUCAAAUCAAGGUUACGGGUACACACUUUUCUCUCUGUCUUUACAUGCUUUCUUUCGUAUUGGCCUAGUGUGUUUACGAUCCGGCUACACAAUGAAAAAUUUGUUUUCCUUCCAGUGCGACAGGUAUAUACAUCUAGUUCGGCCUUUAGUUACUGUUGGCUUUAUUUCUAUACUGGCUUCACAGUCCAAGCCAGCCAUCAUGGAUCCUAUAUCCGUCCAGCGUUACAGUGUCCUUGCAGUCAAGGGUAACGAGCAAGAACCCGGUCUCCAUAUUGGGAUAUAG
Messenger RNA from Phycomyces blakesleeanus NRRL 1555(-), 3390 nucleotides. RefSeq lists its product as hypothetical. NCBI's taxonomy places the organism in Eukaryota, Fungi, Mucoromycota, Mucoromycetes, Mucorales, Phycomycetaceae. Bases 1 to 3390 code for a protein of 1129 amino acids. The transcript has 45 exons. The record is from RefSeq and is a predicted model, not a curated record.